This is a messenger RNA of Piliocolobus tephrosceles (Ugandan red Colobus), 922 nucleotides long. RefSeq names its product arf-GAP with GTPase, ANK repeat and PH domain-containing protein 11-like. Gene Ontology annotation, biological process: activation of GTPase activity. The annotation marks the transcript as partial. Gene Ontology annotation, molecular function: GTPase activity; GTPase activator activity. Lineage: Eukaryota; Metazoa; Chordata; Mammalia; Primates; Cercopithecidae. The transcript has 2 exons. The record is from RefSeq and is a predicted model, not a curated record.
AGAUGCAGAUGGAUCUUUGAGCAUAUUUGAUGAACAGUUAUACUCAUUUACAGUUUCCACCAUGCACAUUACGCAGACAAGAAAUGGAGGUGGGAAUUUAAAUAACUAUUCCUCGUCCAUUCCAUCGACUCCCAGCACCAGCCAGGAGGACCUUCAGGUCAAUGUUCCUCCCUCUGCCAACACACCCACGCCCGUUCGCAAGCAGUCCAAGCGCUGGUCCAAGCUGUUUACAUCUGAGAAAGGGAGUGACCCAGACAAAGAGAACAAAGCCUGGGAGAGUCAUGCUGACACCAUCGGGAGCGGCAGAGCCAUCCCCAUUAAACAGGGCAUGCUCUUAAAGCUAAGUGGGAAAUGGCUGAAGAAAUGGAAAAAGAAAUAUGUCACCCUCUGUGACAAUGGCGUCCUCACCUAUUAUUCAAGCUUAGGUGAUUAUAUGAAGAAUAUUCACAAAAAAGAGAUUGACCUUCGAACAUCUACCAUCAAAGUCUCAGGAAAGAGGCCACCCCUAAGCACACUGGCCUGCGUGCCCAUUUCCAGCUCUAAAGGCAAUGCGCUAUCCACGGACAUGAACAGUCUGUGUACCUCAGCCAAUUCAGACACCGGACUUGAUGACUCCAUAUGCUCCAGCCCCAAUAUCUCCAGCACCACCAGCCCCAAGCUCAACCCACCCCCCUCUUCUCAUGCCAACAAAAAGAAACACCAAAGGAAGAAAAGCACCAACAAAUUAAAAGACAAUGGCCUGCCUGGCACUGCUGAAGAACAAGACGAAAACUUUAUCAUUGUGUCCCUCACUGGCCAAACAUGGCACUUUGAAGCCAUUACGUAUGAGGAGCGGGAUGCCUGGGUCCAAGCCAUCGAGAGCCAGAUCGUGGCCAGCCUGCAGUCAUGCGAGAGCAGCAAAAGCAGGUUCCGGCUGCUUUAG